AAGUAAUCAUAACCCAUUCCGACCUAAAAAGGUAAAAGCGUAAGCUUUCAAGUUUUAAAGCGCGAUUUUGACUGCAUUGGUUGCACCAAUUGACAAGUUUGAUAAUAGAAAAUGAGAAAGGAGGUUGAGCAGUUGCAGUCGACUUCUCCGUCGAUUUCCAAUUCUCUUCAACAUUGAAGGCGGCGAGCUGGGGGUGACAACAAGCCGAAUCCUGAAACAGUUCAAUGGCGAGUCGGAUUCUGAAACAGUUCCAUGGCGAGUGAGAUGCUUGGUAAAGGAAGAAAUAGGGUUUUGCAUAUAUUCGUCUAUUGUAUUUCGCGAAAAGGGGAUUGAGCUCAACGAUUGUAUAGACUGGACUUUGCUCUUCCACGUUGGGAUUUCGGCGCGUCUCUUAUUUGAUAGUGAAGGUAUUGAGCAUCGGCGACGGCAAUGCUGAUCCAGCUUCUGAAAUAGGGCGACAACAACGCUGUAAGAAGAAAGAAAGAACGGUUUCGCCUGCAUAGAGCCUCACAUAGAACGGUCGCCGCCAUUACCUCUCUCUAUUGCCCUGAACCCUCUCUCCCUUUUCCCCUGCAUAGAGCCUCACAGUACACUACUGCCUCUCCCUCUUCCCAUCGAUAGCAAACGAAGACCGCUGACCUACCUCGAUCGUAUCUCCGCCUGACCUGAGCAUCUCCUACGACCAUACCUCAACGGUCGCAACUACGAGGAGAAGAAGCGCAAGUGUCCUUUCUAGCAUUCGCAACCUCAACCUCCUCCACCGCAGCAUCACUAGUCACCACCGAGUCUCUCCAUUCCUCUUACAACACACACUGAGUCUUCUUCUUGUUGUUAGAAUAUGACUUGAAUUUGAUUUGGGUUUGUUUUGUGUUUGGGCUUUGUUUGACCUUUUCCUUGUAUGUUUAGGAAAAGAUGUUUGGUUUUCUGUUUGGGAUUAGGAGAAGAGUUCUAUAAAUACUCUUCAUCACUCUAGUCUUUAGUAAGGUCAGUCAGGUUAGUUUGUUUGGUUUGUCCGUUUGGAAUUUGGUUUGAAACCUGUACUCUCCUCAAAUCAGUGAAAUUUGUGCCCCAUGCCCGUGGAUUAGCUAGCACACAUUGUGUUAGUGAACCAAGUUAAAUUUGUGUUCGUUCGUGUUGGUUUGGUUAUCGAUUGCACGCUUCUGUUCUGACAAGUGGUAUCAGAGCCUUUGGUUGCGGUUUUGGGAAUUUGGCGCUGGACUGAAGUUUUGCUUUGUGGAGUUUGGUUGGAGUUUGUUGGAUAGUAAGAAUGGUUGCUAUCAGUAUGAAGAUUGAGAAGUUUAUCGGAAGAAACAGUUUCAGUUUGUGGCAGAUCAAGAUGCAAGCACUGUUGAAACAAUAGGGUUUGUGGGCUCCAUUGUCUGGAAAAUCGAAGAAGGAAAGUAUAGAUGAAGAAGAGUGGAUUACUUUGGAGGAGAAAGCUCACUCUACAAUCUUGCUUUGUUUAGCUGAUGACAUCAUCACUGAGGUUGUUGCUGAGAAGACUGCCGCGGGUUUGUGGUUGAAGCUUGAAAGUCUAUACAUGACAAAGUCUUCAACCAACAAUGACUAAGAAUCUGAUAUAUUUGAGUCUACUCGACAGCAAGGGUUUCAGCUUCAAAGGUGAAGGUGGAGUGUUGUUUGUCUACAAAGGUUCUAAGGUGAUUUUGAAGGGUGUCAAGCGUGGUGCCUUGUAUAAUCUACAAGGUUCUGUUUUGACAUGUUUUGUUGGUGAUAAGUGCACCAAGCUAGUUUUGAAUGGCAAGUCUGAGCAUGGGUUGGACUUGCCAAAUGGUUUGAGUUAUUGACUGCCCUUAGGGGCAUUUGGAGGCAGGGGAGAUUCUGGUACAUCUGAUUUGGAGAAGUUUGGUACGUCUGACAAUUUUGAUUGCAUCUGAGUUUGGCGACUUGCAUCGCGUUUGGUCUGGCGAUAUGAAUCGCAUUUGGAUAUGUCUGGAAAUCUUGAUCGCGUUUGAGUCUGGCGAUAUGUAUCGCGUUUGGGUACAUCUGGCAACUUUGGUUGCAUCUGGUACAUCUGGCAACUUUGGUUGCGUCUGGUACAUCUGGUAUUUGAGAGAGAAUUCAAGUCAAGGUGGAGAUUGUUAGAAUAUGACUUGAAUUUGAUUUGGGUUUGUUUUGUGUUUGGGCCUAUUUAGUUUGGGUUUGUGUUUGGGCUUUGUUUGACCUUUUCCUUGUAUGUUUGGGAAAACGUGUUUGGUUUUCUGUUUGGGAUUAGGAGAAGAGUUCUAUAAAUACUCUUCAUCACCCUAGUCUGUAGUAAGGUCAGUCAGGUUAGUUUGUUUAGUUUGUCCGUUUGGAAUUUGGUUUGUAACUUGUACUCUCCUCAAAUCAGUGAAAUUUGUGCCCCCUGCCCGUGGAUUAGCUAGCACACAUUGUGUUAGUGAACCACGUUAAAUUUUUGUUCGUUCGUGUUGGUUUGGAUUAUCGAUUACACGCUUCUAUUCUGACACUUGCAUUAACCAGUUAGUAUGCCUAUCAGUUCUACAAUUUUAUUCAAAAUUCGAUUUCUAUGAUUUCAAAGUUUGAGAAAUUGGGGAUGUCAUAGAUUUUACAAAUUUAUGUAGGGGUAUUGAAAUUCAAUGCUCGUUUUAGGUUUAUGAACAUUUUUUUGUGGAGUCGGGGCUUUGGGAUUGAAAUUUCAUGCUUCCUUAGCUUUGUACUUUUGUUAUGUGUUGUUGGGAUUGAAAUUAACACUUUGUUCUGUGCUACUGAGAUUUCUAGGGUUCUUUUGGCAAAAGAGACAAUGCUAAGUGUAUAUUUUUAUUUCUCUUCUUCCUCCUUCGCGUUAUUGUUGCUUAAUUUGGGGUUAACACAUAAUGCUGAAGGAUGUGGUUUAUAAAUAUAUAUGUGUGUUUGCAAAUUAAAAUGGAUUGAAUCAAUUCCAUUACUUAGAGGGUUGGGUUGAAUUCAACUUUAUUUUCGCUCCAAUGUUUCUCACUUACUUUAUCACUAAAUGACUUAAAGUUAGUAAGAGCAUGAUCAAGAGUUAGCAGCUAGCAACAUUAGUUAGUAGCAGUAGUAGUGAACAACAACAUCAAGAGUUAGUAAUAGUAGUACAAGUUAGCAGCACCAUUAGGAGGUAGAAGUAGUAGCCAUUAGUAUAAUAGUAGUUGCUAUGAACUGUAAUUCGGUGAUGUGAAAUAAUUCAGUGAUAUGUAGUUGAACAUGACAGACAUUCCCUUUUGUGCAAUUGCUAUGAGCUGUAAUUUGGUGGUCUUGGACUUGUUAGGCUGGAAGAAGGUUGGGGUUUGUUUUCAACUUUUAUAUACACAAUCCAUUUCCCUUCCAUUCCUUAUUCAUCUGGAUCCCUUUUCUCGCAACCAAAUUUGCCUCAUAGUUCCUCUAAUUUUCUCAGCACUGCAUGAUUUCCCAACCUAAUUAUUUUUUCUAUGGAUUCUACCUCAAACCCUAUUGAUACUCUGUUAAUUUGUGUAAUCUGUUCUAGAACAAAUUUUGCUAGGUACAAUCUAUUUUGUAGCUUCGUGAAACAUCCUUUGUAUGAUUUGACCCCUAUGUGAAGCAUCCUUGUGUUAGGUAUAGAGUAGAUUUUGUUGGGAACAAUCUAUUCCUUCUCUGCUUACAGUUAGCUCCUCUGCCAGCAAAUGUAUGAAUCAAGAACAUGAACUACU
This is a messenger RNA of Linum trigynum, 3647 nucleotides long. The record is from the annotation of a GenBank genome assembly. Lineage: Eukaryota; Viridiplantae; Streptophyta; Magnoliopsida; Malpighiales; Linaceae.